Molecule: messenger RNA, 2516 nt
Organism: Dimorphilus gyrociliatus
Lineage: Eukaryota; Metazoa; Annelida; Polychaeta; Dinophilidae
Source: the annotation of a GenBank genome assembly
ACGAACAAAAAAGUGCCACAAUAUUUAUAGUACUACUAUUAUAACGUAAAACAAACAAAGCCUAGAAGGCCGUCAAAAUCGAACUACGCUAGGCCUAUUUAUUGACAGUGUAAGCCAGGUGCUGCAUGAUUUGUUCAUUUACUAAACUGACGAUCGUGUUUAGUAGAUUAUAUUUUCUUUUUGGAUUUUAAAAAUGGUGGAUAAGACAUAUAUUUUGUUAAUUGAAUAAAAUUUCUACUUUUUCGAUUCACGAGCCGAGUCUCUCUCUGCCGAAAAAUUCCAUCUUUUAUGCUCGUUUUAAAUGUUUGCGUGGCAGUCUAAGAGGCGUCUGACUAACGGUUACAAGUCGGAAGAGGAGACUGAAGAGGAAGAGGACGACGUAGAGGCGGGAGGAGCGGGAGGAGAGCGAGAAAGGAGAAAAACAGAAGGGAUACAUCAUCAAGAAUCCGAAAGGAAACCAACUCUAAACGGUUACUCUACUCAUUCAUCCUCAUCUUUAAACGAGGUGAAAAGAGAGAGGACUACCAUCAAAUGUAGAAAUUCUAGUUGUAAAUUUGAAGUUCCCCUAGCAGAAGGAAGGAGGAGUUUUAAAACUUGCCAUCACUGCUUUACCUAUUAUUGUAGUAGGCAGUGUCGAAGUGAACAUAGGCCUAGACAUAAACAAAAUUGCCUGCAGUCUCGUUUAAAUUCUGUUUGUAAGAGAGUCUUGAGGACUGUCCAUGACGAAAGUCAAUUAAGCGACGAAUUCUCUAAAAGAGCCUUUACAGGCCUAUUAAAAUAUGGAAAAGGAUGUUUGAUAUUGGUUUUUGAGAACUGUCGGGAAGCUGAGGAAUUUAUCGUUGAUCCAAAGAUAAAAGACAAUUUAUCUUAUCAUUCGUUAUCCGAAUUGAAGAGAAUUAGUGAGAUUCAUAAAGAUGAUACGGGUUACAUACAAAAACUGAUAAAAACUGUUGCAGAAUAUAAUCCUGAUAUUAAGUUUGUCCUCGACGUUGAGAUAGACGGUGAAAUGGAACAAUGUCAUCCUCUACCUAGAAAUAGGACAACUAUUAUGAGAGAAUACGGGAAAUUUAGAUUAUCAGAUAGUUACAAACUAAUACCGCAAAAAGACGGUCCCUAUAGGCCUCUUAUAUUAACGGAAGUUCCAUCGGAAGAUAGUUCUGAAUUAAGUAAGCGCCGAGUGUUUUUUGCUCACGUGCAAAGUAGACUAUUAGAGAGAGGUAUUCGUUUAGAGAAGGAUUAUCCCCAAAUCUACGUUCGUUUAUGUAACUACGUUGAAAGAAAUGAACACUUUGAACCAACGUGUAUUUAUCCAAUAGAUAACAGAACAGGGAAAGAGUUUAUGUGCUUAAUAAUGCCCGAUUCGGAAGCGGACAAAGUAGAUAAAGAUGAAUUUAUUUUAUCUUCUUAAGAAGAAGAAGAAGAAGAAGAAGAACAUUUAUACAGAAAGAAAGAUGAAACCAGGGAGGACGCAGGCCGUUUAUCAUGCAGAUUCCAGUUAUACUGUACUUGGUAUAGUCGUUACUAUCUAUAUUAAACUAUAUGCUUAAUUUAUAUAUAACUUGCAUGUUUAUAGUGACAAUAUAUUAGAUAGAUAUUGUAUACAUAUACAGUAUAUAUAGAUAUAUUUCCCUUUAUAUAUAGAUACAGUAUACUUUUAGACUACAGAGAGAGAUAAUUAACUAGUGGGAGAGACGCCUAAUAGGCUUGGGAGGGUAGUUAGAAUUUUUUCUUAUAGAAUGUCAAUUUGAAGUGGACGAACUGUGUUAACCUUGUUUUAAUCCGAUCGGCAACUUCAAUGCAGAAGAAAUUCUCAUAUUCAAUUGUUCGUCCGACCGUAAAAAAUUGCAAUAAAUACAGAUUAUCAAUAGGCUCUUUUUAAUCUUUUUCCUUUUAACGGAUCUUUUAUGGAGGUAUAGGAAUCUUUCAGCUCUCUAUACUUACCACUUGUACUCUCUCUCUCUUUUAAGAGGGUCACAAUAACUUCCAUUUUUCUUUCCUUUUCAGGAAUUGGCUACAGUUUCGAGGAGUUUCUUUUCUCCUUUCAUACUUUUCAAUUAUUUCUUCAACUAUCUUACGAAUUGAUCAACCACCCUUUUUUUCCCGCCGCCUUUCUCCUUUAUUAAUAUUCUCUAGUCAAUAGCUAAAUUAUAAAUAAGUAGAAUAACUCUCUAAGUCGUAGUCAUAAUAUUGCUUUGUCCUUCUAUCCUCUUCCAAUUUAUCCUCUCUUUUUUCUUUUUUUGCUUGAACGUUUUUUUUUUACUUAGCAAUAACUGCAAAGCCUAUUGAACAGUAAUAGUACUCUAAUCCGUUCAAAAAUCUUAUUUUUGUAGCCGUAUCACUAGCCCUUAUCCUUCCACUUCACUUAAUCAAUCAUUUAAUCAAUCAAUCAAUCAAUCAAUCAAUGAAAGCGAUAAGAGAGGAAACGAGUCUUUUAGGGCUAAUAAUGUUUUAUCUACUAUAGGCGCCAUCUACAAGACGAUAAAUAAAUUAAAAUAAUAAUAACAACAAUAAAGCAG